UGGAGGCAAGAGAGAGGUGUCCGAUCGAACUCGCCAGAGUUGGGCUCCUAUCCCUGGAUUACAGAAGCUGGGAUCGAUUUCCAAAUGGCAACAAAGCAUUCUGAUCAUGGGAGGAGGACGGGAGGAGACGUGAAUCGGGCUGGGCCUGUGAAGGGGGCAGUGCCCUGUGUGGGUCAGGCAGCCAGCCCUACCUCCUCGGGCUCCAAGACCCAGGGAGAGGGAGCCCGGUCUGGGUCUGGCAGCCCCCACACACCAUCCAGCGUGGGAGCUCCUACAAACCCUCGUUCCACAGCCCCGGCAGCUCAGAGAGCCACCAGCUCGAGCAGCAGAGAGCCAAUGAGCCCCACCAAGAGUGCUUCGUCCCCCGGUGGGAAGGCCAGCCCUGCUCCCAAGGCCACUACUGCUGCUAAGCAGCCCAGCCAGAUCAUCAGUAAGCAGGAGGCGGCAGAUAUUGAGAUGGAGACCUACGGGCAGCAGGAGAACCCCAAGUGGUCCAAGUGGCGCAGAAACCGUAUCACGGACACCAUAGCCCACAAGGUCUCCCACUGCCAGUUCGUGAACGGAAAGAGCAACGAGGUGCCGCAGUCCCACCUCGAGUCCAUCGUGGGCCAGAAAUGGGGCAUCGACCCCGUCACCCUCCAGCAGUACGUGAAGCGCAAGUCCUUGGAGAUGGAGCAAGAGAUUGAGGUCCGUCCUUGCGGCCUCUUCAUCGACCCGACCAAGAACUGGCUGGCGGCGAGUCCCGACGGGGUGGUGCAGUACAAGCUGACCAAGACCAAGGUGGGCCUGGUGGAGGUGGUACGCCCGUACAAUCACCGGAACCACACCGUCACAGAGGCCUGCAAAGACUUCUGCUUGGAGAACAAUGGCCAUCUUCAGCUGAAGAAGAACCACCCUUAUUUCACCCAAAUGCAGUGUCAGAUGGCUGUAGUGGGCGUUCUCAAUGCGGAUCUAGUGGUCUGCACUGACAAUGAUAUUGCCAUUGUCCCCGUGGGGUUUGACGCCGACUUCUGGAAGGAAACAGUGAAGAAGCUGGAAGACUUCUAUACCAGAGCCGUCUUGCCAGAAAUAAAGCGGCAAAACCUAGCCUUGGCACAGGAAGAAUAUCCGGAGAAACCUACUGGGGCCCACACUUAA
This is a messenger RNA of Amblyraja radiata (thorny skate), 1137 nucleotides long. RefSeq lists its product as uncharacterized. NCBI's taxonomy places the organism in Eukaryota, Metazoa, Chordata, Chondrichthyes, Rajiformes, Rajidae. The transcript is spliced from 2 exons. The coding region runs from base 85 to 1137 and encodes 350 amino acids. The record is from RefSeq and is a predicted model, not a curated record.